GUACGUUAAGAUGUUUGUGGCUGUUUGUUCAUAUGGUUAUUAUUUUCUUAAGUUCCCUUUUAUGUUAUUACAGAACUCAUACAGCUGUAAAAAUUGCUCCACGGUAUAGUGCUCCUGUCAUUCAUGUUCUGGAUGCUUCCAAAAGUGUGGUGGUUUGCUCUCAGCUUUUAGAUGAAAAUCUAAAAGAUGACUUUUUUGAAGAAAUAAGAGAAGAGUAUGAAGACAUUCGACAGGAUCAUUAUGACUCACUCAAGGAAAGAAAAUACUUACCUUUAGAGCAAGCAAGAAAUAAGCGCUUCUAUUAUGACUGGCAAAAUGAGACUAAACCAGUUAAACCACAGUUCCUUGGCACUAGAGUCUUUGAAGAUUAUGACAUACAGAAGCUGGUGGAAUACAUUGACUGGAAACCAUUUUUUGAUGUCUGGCAGCUUAGAGGCAGAUACCCCAACCGAGGAUUCCCUAAAAUCUUCAAUGAUAAAGUGGUGGGAGAAGAGGCAAAAAAAGUCUACAAUGAAGCUCAAAACCUGCUGAAAAGUUUGAUUACAGGAAAUAAACUUAAAGCCAAAGGUCUGAUUGGGUUUUGGCCAGCUCGAAGCAUUAAAGAUGACAUUUACUUAUAUGACACAGAAGAGGAUGUACAAACUUCCGAACCAAUAGCUAAGUUCUAUGGCUUACGACAACAGGUUGAAAAAGACUCUGCUUCCACAGAUCCCUAUUAUUGCCUAUCUGACUUUAUAUCCCCCCUGGAGUCUGGUGUUUCUGACUAUUUGGGGCUCUUUGCUGUGGCAUGCUUUGGAGUAGAUGAGCUGUGUAAAGAAUAUGAGAAACAGUCUGAUGACUACAAUAUUAUCAUGGUGAAAGCACUAGCAGAUCGGUUAGCAGAGGCAUUUGCAGAGGAACUUCAUGAACGAGUUCGGAAAGAAUUCUGGGCUUAUUGUGAAAACGAACAGUUGGAAUUUUCAGAUCUCCGUAGAAUAAGAUAUGAUGGUAUUCGCCCAGCACCUGGUUAUCCAUGUCAGCCUGACCACACUGAAAAAAUCACUAUGUGGAGACUUGCCAAUAUUGAGGAAGUUACAGGUAUUCAGCUAACCGAAUCCCUAGCAAUGUUGCCUGCCUCAGCUGUGUCUGGUCUCUACUUUUCCAAUCCGGCAUCUAGGUAUUUUGCUGUUGGGAAAAUAUUGAAAGAUCAGAUUGAAGACUAUGCCUUAAGAAAAAAUAUGCCUGUGGCAGAAGUUGAAAAAUGGCUUGGACCAAUUCUUGGAUAUGAUUCAGAGUAACAAAAUGGGGUGGUUGAUUGUUUGGGUGGUAACCAGAUGAUAUUCAUAACAGAAAACAUUCACAAGCAGAAUAGGGAGGAUUUAUGUGUGUGUGUGUGUG
Python bivittatus (Burmese python) is the source of this 1377-nucleotide messenger RNA. The record is from RefSeq and is a predicted model, not a curated record. Lineage: Eukaryota; Metazoa; Chordata; Lepidosauria; Squamata; Pythonidae.